AUGUUUGACACAACCAAACCUCAUCCGCUCCUGGCGCAGGUGCCCUUGACUGUCUCACCGUUCCUGUCCAUCCCUACCGCUGUAACUCUGCCGUAUACAUUUCGCUCCGUGCCCACUUCUUUGCCUCCUUCCAUUGUCCCAGAUAAUGGUCCAGAAAAGCCGAAAUAUGUGGUCGCUUCCUCGGGACAUUCUGCACACCCUGACGAUAUCAUAGCCUCGUGCAAAGCGCUGCAAGACCAUCUGAGGAAAACCGCUGAAGCUGCUGAGAAAGCUAUUAGAGAGUGGGAGGAGGACAUCAAAGCCCGUGAUCUGGCAGAGAAGCGGAGGGUAGCACCGGGGUGGUUAGACCGAGAAGAGAAGAUAUUAGAACCUACCAAAGCGACCAACGACCGUGGCCCUGGACACGACCUGUUGGAUGGACAGUCAGAGACUGUGAUAUCUGCACCAGCAAUGUCACCUAGCCGGGAAGGCGAAGAACUUGACCGAGCAUUCGGUAAUUUGGGGGUGAAGUGA
Messenger RNA from Exophiala dermatitidis NIH/UT8656, 513 nucleotides. RefSeq lists its product as uncharacterized. Bases 1 to 513 code for a protein of 170 amino acids. The record is from RefSeq and is a predicted model, not a curated record. Lineage: Eukaryota; Fungi; Ascomycota; Eurotiomycetes; Chaetothyriales; Herpotrichiellaceae. The transcript has 2 exons.